AUGGCUUCUUCUAAGGCAUCUUCUAUCUCGAGCCUGUACGAGUCUUACAAGGCCUCCACCAACUGCUUCCUUCGAUGGUUGUGGUGCCAGCAACGACUUCACUCACCCCGCGGCACCGCCGUAACCUUCAAGUCGACGAAAGACAUCCUCGAGUCCGCGAAAUUGUUGGAGAAGAAGAAGACCGCUGUGCCCUCCUCGGUCCUCGGGUUUCUCCGCGAUGCAAUCACGAAGCGCUUGAAGGUUUUCGAGAUCUAUAAGGAGCUUCACUUGGCCGACGCCGGUCAUCAAGUCUUCGUUCAGAGACUCGAGAAGACUCUCAACAUUCUCUUGCCACUGGCGGGAAAGUCGCGCACCUCUGUCUCCGACGAAGCUUCCAGUAUCCUUCUCAAUGCGCCGAACCAAUUUUCGUCUCUUGCCGUCACCGUGGAAACCAUCGAAGAUGAAGACAUCGGCACGAACGCUCACUCGGGUCACGCCCAUGGCGCUUCUUCCUCGUGUGUUUCUCCGUCCGAGGAUAGCGACCAUGUUGCCUCCGAAGCCCCGCGCGAUUUCGUUUUGGAAGACGAUCAAAUGCGCGAUCAUAUGGACGCGAUCUACUAUCUCAUCGAGCUGACCAACGUGCACGAUGUUCUGAAGGAGUCCUGGGCUGAGGCCGCCGAGGGCAAGAUUCCCCUCUCUCUCGCCGCAUGGCUCACGAACAUGGCCGCGUACACCAUCACCUCCAACAUGCCCACCGGCUUUUUCUCCCUAUGCAGCCAUUUGUUCACGAAGUGCGGAACCCCUAAUUGUGCAGGCAUCGGGGCCUUUGUUACAAAACUCGUGAAAGACGACGACGAUCCCGAGCUGCCUGCCAGACACGGUGAUAACCUCUACAAGCUCGCCAAAAGCAUCAACGAAUAUGGCACCAGCCUCGGCAGCUUCGUCGGACCUAAGGUCGAGGGUCGGAGUGAUAUUUGCAUUGGGACCGGAUGCAAAUGCAACUUCCGGACUGACCUCGUUCGUGACUUGAUACCCUGCAAGACAACAUCCAGUCUCCCGGAUGACGAGAACCAUAAGCUCGUACAGAUGUUGGACAGUGUGAGAGGCGCUUUGCUGGGCACACGCGCAAUCUCUCAGAUAGAGCCGCUCAAGCACAAUCCUGAGCUUGACUUUCCUAUCAUUUCCGAGGCUUUCGUCUUUUUUGCGCAGAUCUUCUUCCAACGAGAAAUCCGCAUUGCCCAUGCUGGUCUCGUCUUCUCCGCGAAUCUGCUGUUCAUGACGAAUGAGCAGGCCCUCAUCAACGAGAAAAGAUUGAGUGGCAGCAAAUGCCGGCUCCAGUGCCUCCGUCUGGCACAAGAGAUUCGCACCGAUGUUUUGCCAGUCAUUGGCCUUAUCAAUCAAGUUGAUCCCACGGAAUUGCGUUGGAAACAACGAGCUCCCGAGCUUCAGAACUUCGUCGACGGUCUCGACGAGUACCUCCGCGACAAGAGCUUCGACAUCUACCAUACAUCGCCAUGGACCACUGGGAAUCACAUGACUGAAUUGCUCACCGGAGCGGCUCUGACAGGUCGCAAUGCUUGCUGGGACUGGGCAAUUAUCACGUCGACUCUCCAUCUGUAUAACGCCCUGCGUCGCUCCAAACUAGAUGUGCAGGAGAUUCCGCUCUUGGAGCAACUUGCCCAAGUCCUGAUCCACGACACAUUUCGGGGCGUCAUCCCCGAGCGGAACUUUGUUUCGCUCUAUCGCCGAGUCGUGUACGACUGCAAGAUCGCCAGAGUGCGCGAUGGCAGCGUUUCUCGUCUCGAAGUGGGAUUUACCAAGUCUACGCCCGUACGCGGACAUAUAUUGACCUGGUUUGUGGAGCAGCACUGCAACAACCAUGACGCUGCCGCUGUCGACUGGCUGGAUGUGGUGCACGGGGUUGCCACUUACACCAGACGACCCUGCAUUUGCUGCAAAAGAGAUCACAAGAAGGACAUCAAGAUCAACGAGAUCCACAAGGAGGUUGCGCCGUCCGAAUAUCUCGAAAGGGCUAAGGCUACGGUCUUGCCCGAGCUCAUGGGCACCAAGUACCCCCUUGCGCGGCUCAACUUCUUUAAGCUCUUCAUGUUUUGUGGCAAGAUCAUGAAAGCUUUCGGAGUCGAUGCGCAGUCACGCCUGGCUAAGCUGGGCAAGAAGGCGAACAACUCUUUGGAAGGCGAUAUUCUCAGCCAUCCUCUAACGGUGGCGCGCUGUGUGACGGAAUUCGCGCUCGAGGAUCUCGACGAACACGCCGUCAGCAGCGGCAGUAGACAGAGAAGGCGCCUUUUACAGCGCUGUUCUACCGUCACGGCUGCCAUUAAGGUGUUCCAGGAGAAGGCGGAUCGGGAGGCGACCUUGGAUCAAUUCCUCUGGGAUAUUUGA
Molecule: messenger RNA, 2382 nt
Organism: Colletotrichum karsti
Lineage: Eukaryota; Fungi; Ascomycota; Sordariomycetes; Glomerellales; Glomerellaceae
Exons: 3
Coding region: 1-2382 (793 amino acids)
Source: RefSeq, a predicted model, not a curated record